AUGCUCACUCGCUCAACCAGACCGAGCCAAUGUGUAUUUUGUUCCUUCCGAGCCCUUGUGCCCGAUGUACCAAAACCGGCGUACAAUAUACAUAGAGGCUUUAGGACUUCCAAUGCCCAGUGUAGGAAUGGCUCCAAACCUUCCAAGCCUGCCAAACCCUCAAGACCUUCGAGACCUUCGAGACCAGGCACGAAAUUCAGGCCAUCAUUCAAUUCAGGGUAUGCGUCAGGACGUUUUCAGUUGCGAGACGGCAAUGCAGAGGAUCUUGGGUCUCACCAGUGGCUCGAAAAGCGAGUCCGUAAGGCCCUCGUUGAACUAAAGGAGGAUUUGACAUCAACGGAGGCUUCUCCAGAGUCUAACUUGUCGCAAAUGGAGGCCCUCGACCCUGGAGGGAUACACUGGGAAAGUUAUACCAAGAGGCUUGUCGAGAUACUACAAUCCCCAGGCCAAGCGCUCACGGAGCAGGAAGAGAGGCUCUUUACGGAUAUUGGAAAGGCCCAAUCCACAUCACAGAAGAACCUCCAGACAAAUCUACAUUUCGGAUUCAUCGACUUCGUCCUGACAGAGAACGUCAAAAAUGGAACCAUGAGUAACCACGUUUUGACCGAUCUGCGAUAUCCGACGGAAUGGUACACGGCGGCGAGACAAAUUCAACGCAACGUCCAUCUGCAUAUCGGGCCAACUAAUUCCGGCAAGACAUACAAUGCUCUCAAAAGACUUGACGAACAGAGAAAUGGUUUCUAUGCAGGUCCCUUGAGGUUACUGGCACACGAAGUCUAUUCGCGUUUCAAAGCAAAAGGUGCAAAGUGUGAUCUUGUCACUGGUGACGAUAUUAGGCGAGAAGAGGAUUCGGACGUCGCACUAUACGCCUCGACAGUAGAGAUGGUAGACGUUUCGAAGAAGGUCGAUGUCGCCGUCAUUGACGAGAUCCAAAUGAUUGCAUCUCCGGAUCGUGGUUGGGCGUGGACACGGGCGUUUUUGGGCGCCAACGCGAAAGAAGUCCAUUUGUGCGGAGAGGCUAGAGCUCUUCCUCUGAUCCGUGAGCUAUGCGCAGCAACCGGCGAUACACUGGAGGUGCAUGAAUACAAAAGGCUUAAUCCGCUGAAGGUCAUGACGAAAAGUUUGGGUGGCGACCUCAAGAAUCUGAGGAAGGGCGACUGUAUAGUCACCUUCUCCGUGAUGAACAUUCACGCCUUGAAGAGGCAAAUUGAGCUUGACACAGGUCGGCAUUGCGCGAUCGUAUAUGGCAGUCUACCUCCCGAGACGAGAGCAGCCCAGGCCGCACUGUUCAAUGAUCCGGACAAUGACUACGACUAUCUGGUGGCGAGUGAUGCCAUCGGCAUGGGCCUUAAUUUGAGCGUUAAACGCAUCAUAUUUCACGGUGUGUCGAGAUGGAAUGGGACCCACCACGAACAGCUUUCGGUCUCGCAGAUCAAACAGAUAGGCGGCCGAGCUGGCCGAUACCGAAGCGCCCACCAGGAUGUGCACAACACGAAGUCCAAGGCCGGGCCGGAAGCGAAUGUAGGACUAGUCACUACUCUCAACGACGAAGAUCUACCCCUCGUCCGACAAGCCAUGAACACGCAGGAGGUGCCCCUCAAGUUUGCAGGCUUGCUGCCUCCCGGGGACUUCAUGGAAGAUCUAGCCUCCCGCCUUCCCAAGGGCACGCCAUUCGAGUACAUCCUUCGCCGUGUCACUGGAUCGGCUGCGAUGCACAAACGCUUCAAGAUGUGUAGCAUCCGCGACCAAAGCUAUAUUGCCCGCCACAUCGAGCAAGUCCGGGGGCUGAGCAUCACGGACAGGAUCGUCUUCAGCGCGGCUCCGUGCUCCCGGGGCUCAAGCCGUCUGGAGGCCGUCGCCCACGCCUUGGCUCGGGUCAUCGCAGAGAAACGCGAGGUAGACAUCAUGGACAUCCCUGAGAUCAACCUGGAGGUACUUGAGGAGCCUAUAUCUGGCGACAGAGCGUACCUUGAAGCUCUGGAAGAUCUGCACAAGGGUCUCGUGCUGUUCUUGUGGCUGAGUUAUAGAUUCAUUGCCAACUUGAAGGAUCGUGACGUUGCCUUUUAUGCAAAGAGCAUGGUUGAAGACAAGAUCAACACGUGCCUGGUCGAGUUCUCGGCGAACCCGGAGCUCAGAAAACGUGUGCUCGCGUACAAGAAGCGCAUGAAGGUGCCAAGCACGCCUACGGACGGGACGGCGAUGCCAGCAAGCACGUCGCAGCUGGACGUGGGUGAGCCAGAGGAUGAGCAGCCGUCAAGAUGGGUGUUAGGGCCAUCGCAGACAGACUUCGGAGAUGACCCGAAGGGAGCAUCUACUAUCGCAGCCACGGCUGUGUGA
Messenger RNA from Exophiala spinifera, 2337 nucleotides. RefSeq lists its product as uncharacterized. Gene Ontology annotation, molecular function: ATP binding; RNA helicase activity; hydrolase activity, acting on acid anhydrides. Gene Ontology annotation, biological process: RNA catabolic process; mitochondrial RNA 3'-end processing. Bases 1 to 2337 code for a protein of 778 amino acids. The record is from RefSeq and is a predicted model, not a curated record. Gene Ontology annotation, cellular component: mitochondrial degradosome. The transcript is spliced from 2 exons. Lineage: Eukaryota; Fungi; Ascomycota; Eurotiomycetes; Chaetothyriales; Herpotrichiellaceae.